Molecule: messenger RNA, 1242 nt
Organism: Mesorhabditis belari
Lineage: Eukaryota; Metazoa; Nematoda; Chromadorea; Rhabditida; Rhabditidae
Source: the annotation of a GenBank genome assembly
AUGCUCCUCUUUCUGCUCAUUUUCUGCUUUUCAUUUGCUCAUUCACAGAAACAAUAUUCAGAUCAUACGUAUCUCAUUUUCAAGUCAACUCAGGAGAAUCUCAACUUCAGAAGCAAUUUAUACAAAGAUGAAACGUUGGAUUUUCUGCAAAGAUCUCCACAAAUCGAUGCGGACAAUGUGAUCUUCCUGAAGCCUGAUCAAAUUGAACAAACUAGGCAACGAUUCCAAAGAGAAAAAAUUGCUUUUGAAUUAGAAGACGUGCCUCAUUUCGAUUACCCAACUCCUCGAGAAGACAAUAAACGAAUUUCCCGUCGAUCUCUUACUGAUUUCAAGUUGACAGCUUUUAAUGACGUUGAUGAGCAAGUCGCCUUCAUGAAAUCCCUCGCCAAAAAACACUCCGACUUUGUCGAAUUGGAAGUCUUCGGAAAAAGUGCCCAAGGAAAACCGUUGUAUCUUUUGAAAAUCGGCUAUCCAUUGAAUGGUACAAAGAAAUCCGGUGUUUUCAUCGAUGCCAAUAUUCAUGCACGAGAAUGGAUCACGUCGAGUACUGCUUUUUGGAUCAUCAAUGAGCUUGUCACAAAUUCAACUCAUAAAGACUUAUUAACAAAAGUCGAUGUCUAUGUAGUCCCAAUGCUGAACCCAGAUGGAUACAUGUGGAGUCGAAAACGCGAUAGAAUGUGGCGACGAAAUCGAAAUCACUUCUCUUCCAACUCUGAGAGCGACUGUGUUGGGGUGGAUUUGAAUCGAAACUUCCCUUUCCAUUGGAGCCCGCGGGACAUCGAUUUUGUGCCCGAUCAAUGCCAUCAAAACUAUCCAGGCCCAGAACCUGGAUCAGAAGAAGAAACGAAAUCAUUGAUGAAAGUCUUGAAGAGGCUCUCAACGCUGAGAGCUUACAUAGCAUUGCAUUCUCGUGGUGAUUUAAUUCUUUAUCCCUGGGGCUUCGCCAAGAAUCAUUUGCCCCCGGAUGUUCAUGUUCUGAUAGAGAUGGCUCACAAGAUUCGAGCGGGAAUCUUCUCAUCUCGUGGCAACAACUUCACCGUGCUCAACUCAGCUGAUAUGUAUCUAGCUGCUGGUAUUGCUCAUGACUACGCGAAAUCGUCGGGCAUCAAAUACUCGUAUACGUUAGAGCUUACAAAAAUUCGCGAAUAUCGCCCAACCGAGGCUGAGAUUGAGCCGGUUGGCCGGGAGGUUUUCGCAGGGAUUCUCGUGCUUUUACAGGACAUUUUCCUAGAAAUCCUUUUA